AUGUCAUAUCAAAAUACGGACGGCGUGACCGGAUCCUUGGUGACUUUCGAACCAACAGAAUAUCUAGAUCCGUAUACGGAUGAAGUGACUGGUGAGACUGUGAAGGUUUCUCCUCCCUAUGAGUGGCAUCGAAUGUGGGGCCAGAAGAGUUCAAUGGAGGACCAAAGAGAGGAUACUAUAAUGGUUGCAACCGGAACUCAAGGAUAUACUCAUUCUGAGUUAGUCACGAAUGUAAAAGAGGAUCUAACAGGUGAUGGUAGGGAAACUAAUCAAGGAUCAAGAGCAUAUGAGGAGAGUGAAGGUGUUGCAAGAGCAAAGACUCAAGAAGAAGAGUAUGCGGCUUUGGCAAGUGGAGAAACCCAAUUAGACUCCCGGAGGAGGAAGAAGUCAGAACGCUAUGCCGGAGGGAGGACGCCUUUUUCCUCAUCUGGAACAGUGACGAAACAUACUUCGGCGACACAAAAUCCCAAGUCCUCAAGGAGGAGGAAAGCGUGA
Molecule: messenger RNA, 495 nt
Organism: Tremella mesenterica DSM 1558
Lineage: Eukaryota; Fungi; Basidiomycota; Tremellomycetes; Tremellales; Tremellaceae
Exons: 2
Coding region: 1-495 (164 amino acids)
Source: RefSeq, a predicted model, not a curated record